AUGCCUAUCAAGGAUGAGAACAUGGUCUUAGACCAGUCUCUUCUACUACAUCAGGACAACGAGGAACAGGACAUAUUAAAUGAAUUCUUGGAUCAACGAGUUUUUGAUUCAUUGAAUGCAAACACUCCAGACAGUGUUUUAAUGCCACAAAAAGAUAUGGCGGACUUCCAUUCUGAUUUGUUCCUGAGAUUGAAAAGCGAAAAUUCGAAGAUCGACACCUAUGAUCUUGACGUUGGCCUUCAACUUGAUGGGAGUGCUGAUGGAACUGGUUUCGAUUUUAAAAACGAGCCACAAGAUAUGCAAAUGAAAGCAGAUAAUAGUGAAUAUCUUUAUGUUACUCCAAAUCAAGGUGAAUCUGGCAGCGUGUAUGCUAGUCCCAAGUACACUUCUGGAAGUGAUAAAGGGGACAACGGCUUCAGUAAUCAAUUAGAUGAUUACGAUGUUGUGAGGAAAGAGUUGUCUAAUGUCAAGUUUGGAAAUUAUUUUAUGAAUCCAUGCCCACCAACAGUUGAAGUUGCAAAUGCUUCCUACUUGGAUUUCUCGAAGGAGACGAUGUCAAAUUUGCCAUACUCGUUAAAGGUUCUUGAACUACCACCUUACUCUCGGGUAGAAACGCAGAUUAAGUUGAAAUUUGAAUUCAACCCUGCCCCAAAGCAGCAUCUUCUUCAUGUGUCCCAAGAUUUAAUUUCGAAAAGCAAAUUUUGCUUGCAAGAUCCAGUGGAGUCUCUACCGUUGCUGUUGCGGAAAAACAUGCUCUUCAUGGAUACUUAUGUGUUAACUUCAGACCUCAAAAGAUCUUGUAAUGUUUGCUCGAGAUGUAUCAAGCGAGAGCAGAAGAGGGCACUGCGGUCGAAGACUGGUACCAGCGAAACAAGUAAUGCCAACUCUCCGACUUCAGCUUCGGUUCCGAGUGCAUUGAAAAACAAUCCGAAUUCAUGGGCAGACGAAAGUAUGAUAAAGAAGGCAAUUAUUUUCAAUUGCAAAGAAAUCAUCAGUUUCCCGGCACCAACUGGUCUUUUUAAUGACCAAACCAAAGCUUUAGAUUUUUCGGCCCGAAUCAUUUGCUAUUGCAGACAUCAUAAAGAACAAGACGGUUUCAAGUUAUUGUUUGUGGUCAAGGACUACCAAGGGCAGGUGGUUGCUAAACAUCUUUCCAGUCCAAUAAUGAUCAUGGAUAGGAAAAAAAACUCAUCGACCAGCAUCAAGGAGACAUCUGCUCUAUUAGGUGAUCAUGUGGGCUCCUCAACUCAUCUUAGCGUUUCAAACGACACCAACGAGGACUCUAAUAUGCAUCCACUUUCGCCUAACUCCAUCGACGAUUCUACUUCAGAAGCGUUAGCAAAUACUGAUACCAACACUGAUUCUAAUAUAGCACGUGGCUAUAAGAGAAAGAAACUUUCGUUUGAUGAUUCCUUCAAUACCUCGUCGAACCCCAUGUUCAAUGGUGGUUUCUCCCCGUUGAGCAAUAGCGAUACCAAUACCUCAAUUCAUAAUAUGAAUACCAAGAGUGGGGUGUUGGGUUCAAUGAACUCACUAGGGUCGGCCUUUCCACCACAGACUUAUACUCUGGUCAUCCCAAGACAGCGCCUGCAACAACAGCUACUGCUGUUGCAGCAACUGAAUCUGUUGCCAACUAUUCAGAAGAUUAUUCCAUCACAGGGACCCAUUCGUGGUGGAAUAGAAGUUACACUUUUAGGGUACAACUUCCGUCCUGGUUUGAUUGUGAAGUUUGGAUCUAAGAAUGCCCUUGCUACCCACUGCUGGUCUGAUAGCACGAUUGUAACGUAUUUACCGCCCGCAUCUCAACCAGGACAAGUUUUGGUAAGCUUUGAGAAUUUGGAAGAGGGCCUAACUGGAGGGCAACAGCUGAUUUUUACUUACACUGAUGAUACAGAUCGCCAGUUGAUUGAACUAGCAUUGCAAAUUGUGGGAUUGAAAAUGAAUGGUAAAUUAGAGGAUGCAAAGAAUAUUGCGAAGCGCAUUGUUGGUUCUGACGGCUCCAGCAAUUCUAAUACCGGAGCAUCUUCGCCGCAACAACCUGUUGGAAUGAACCAGGCAAGUAUGGAAUGGUAUGAUAAUGCCCAUAAGGCUGUUGAAAAAUUAUCCAGAUCGGACUUAUCGACUGAGGAGAUAUUGAUUAAUUUUCUUUCAUUAGUUGAUCUCCCUAAUUGCCCAAUUAUCAUUCCCAAUUGGCAACUUUGUAAUAGUCAGGGGCAGUCUUUGUUGCAUUUAGCCACCUUGAAAGAUUACGCACAUUUGAUAAAGUUUUUGGUCACCCAUGGUUGCAAGAUCGAUAUUCAAGACAAUCAGGGGUUGACGCCUUUAUUCUUCGCUUCUAUGUGUGGCAAUCGCGAUUUGAUAAACAUUUUCCUUGAGUGCAAAUCUCAUUGGAACAUGAAAUUGAGCAACGAUAAAUUUCUCAAGGAUUACUGUGAUUUGAAUGUGCUUGAUAUUUUCAACAAACUAGAGUCUAAUAGCUUUAGCUCAUAUGAGACUAGUUCCAAUAAGGGUAAUAUCUCUGAUGUUCUGGAAGGAGGCUUGAGCAAAUCCUUGAGUAUCGACUCUUUGAACUCCUUGUAUAUGAUGGAUUACGGAAAACAUAUUUCGAGGAUGGUGUUGGACUCUGGUGUCAUCACGGAGGAGAAAUUCAGCGACGAAUCUGUCAGGAUGAUGAAUAAGGCUGAUGAGGUCAAACCAGAUUUUGCUAGACAGAGAUCCACUUUUGGAUAUGGAAAUGAGUCAGACUUUGCCGACUCAGAAUUUGAUUCUGAUGAUUAUUCAUCGAUCGAUGAGAACGAGUAUAACAGGUAUCGUCACGAAUGUAACCAAGAAGGUGCCGAUUACGAUGAUGAGGAUUAUAAUGACUACGGAGAAUCUGAAAGUGAUGUGUCGGAAACUACUACCAAGUCUCCCAAUGCGGGCUUAUGGCAGAAGGUCAAGAAUGCUGUGUUUUCUAGUGAUACAGAGGCGGACUUGCCAUCCUACGAUGAUCUCUUCCCUUUUGGAAAUAGCUUCAUGAAACCCAAGGCCUCUGUGGAACAAGAUAUCAGUAACACAGGAGCACAUCAGGGAAAAGAAAGCGAGGCUUUUGCUGAUCAUGAAGAUGCUGGUGUCACUUCUGAUUCAUCUGAAGACAUGGUACUUAAUUUCGUCAACCAUCCAAGAAAAACCGUCGAGAACGACAAGAUGUUGCUCUUCUUCUGGCUCCCAGUUCUUGUUCUCCUUAUUGGUUUCUUUUCCUACGUCUCCAUCACUGGGUAUAAGAUCGAAACAAUUGAAAAGAUGAAGGAAGCAGGAAGGAAUGCUAUUGGUAAUUUGGUAGUUGGAAAUGAAAGAUUGAAGAAAGUCUUUUCUAGCUAUGAGCAACCGCUAGAGGCGUGA
Molecule: messenger RNA, 3381 nt
Organism: Sungouiella intermedia
Lineage: Eukaryota; Fungi; Ascomycota; Pichiomycetes; Serinales; Metschnikowiaceae
Source: the annotation of a GenBank genome assembly